Messenger RNA from Guillardia theta CCMP2712, 2973 nucleotides. RefSeq lists its product as hypothetical. The record is from RefSeq and is a predicted model, not a curated record. Bases 1 to 2973 code for a protein of 990 amino acids. Gene Ontology annotation, molecular function: protein binding. Lineage: Eukaryota; Cryptophyceae; Pyrenomonadales; Geminigeraceae. Gene Ontology annotation, biological process: deadenylation-independent decapping of nuclear-transcribed mRNA. The transcript is spliced from 7 exons. Gene Ontology annotation, cellular component: P-body.
AUGGCGGAUCUAUCAAGAUUCUUUCCUGGCCUUCUGUCGAAUACGACUGGGACGUCGGAUCAAACCAACGUCACUUCAGGAGGAGGUCAGCCCGAGCCACAGACGGCUCCGCAGCUUCCAGAUGGAGAAGACAAGCUGCCAUCCGGGCUUCUCAAUCCGUUUUCCUUCCUCUCGGGAUCAAGCACUCCUCCCCCUCCCCCGACCUCCACUCCUGCUGCGAGCAGUGCUCCAGAGUCCGGCGGUGCUGCUAUCCUUGCCAUGCUGCAGGGUGGGAUGAGCUCGAGUGAGGCCCCGAGUGCUGAGGACGCGAAAGUCGCUCAGGUUGUGCCCAGUCAAGCGAAGCAGGAAGCGUGUGAUACUGCUGCAUGCGAUGACAAGCUCAUCUCCUUGUGCAAGGGUGAAGCCUUCCAUGACGUCCUCACAAGAGACCCCAGUCUCCGCAAGCAAACCAAGGCAACCGCUAUCACUAUCUACAACACAGAGCCUGGGUAUCGCACGGGGCGACUGAUCGCUGUGAACUCGAAGUACAUCUGCUACGGAGUGCGAGGAGGUAGCAUUCGCGUCAUCCAUCAAAGCACGGGAAAGCGCCUGCUGCAGAAGGGGCACACUACCUCUGAGCUCGCCGACAUCGCAAUACAUGGCGAGAACGACAGGAGCCUUCUAGCGUCUGUGUGCGAAGCAGGGCACUUGUUCGUGUGGGAGAUCUUCAUGGAUGACUCCGAUGAAGUUCGUGCGACUGAGGUGUACAGGAACGACAGUGGCUCCGAACUCUUCAAGAGGGUCCUCUGGCAUCCUUCCCUCCCCGUCUUGUUGACUGGUGGAGCUGGGAAUACAUCCAAAGUUCAGCUCAUCCGAGGGAUCAGCCCAGGCUCGUCGCCUGUUAUCGACUUGCUGGCAGAGCACACGGUCACUGUGAACGGUUUGACCUGGGUCUGUGCGCAAGGGGAUGCCGAGAAGGAUCAGUUUGCAUCGGCAGGAUCAGACGGGAAAGUAGUUGUAUCGGAUCUCAGCGGGAACCAAUUGACAAGCUUCUCUCCGUUUGAUGGAGGAUCUGUUCAGUGCGUCAUGGCUGUCUGUUCGAAGGAUGUUGGUCGAUCGUAUCUCAUCACCGGCAAUGAUGGAAACAGAAGCAUCAAGCUGUGGGACCAGCACGGGACUAUCUGCUACCACACCCUCACCUUCCGUGUUCCUUCCCCGGAACUUUUCAAGGCGACGGUGGACGUGGAUCCCUUGCACGACUUCAUGGUUGUUGCCAACACUGUCACAUCAGCAGGAGGAAGCAAGUCUCAGGACAGCUGGUCUGUCUUCACCAUCCACAUCAACACUGAAGCCUCCGAGCCCUCCUUUGGCUGCAUGUGUGAGUUCGAGGUCAUUUACCCCAUCCUCAGCUGCACGCUGCGGAGAGACGCUUCCCUGGACGCCAACUCAGACCCUCAGGAGCGGGAGAUGCACUUAUACUGCAUGCAGACCAAGGCGAUUCAACAGUAUCACUUCCGACCCGACCAGUGCUGCAUGCUGCCCGCCCACAGGAGCUCCGCGAGUAUCCUCCCAGGCGAGCCCUUUGAAGCCUCCAAGAAAGAGGCGCGCCCUCCCCAGAAUGUCCCCGUCAUCCCCUACCCUAUGGCUUCUUCUCCUGUCACGGCAGAGUCCGCGGGCGAUGGUGCGGACAAGGUCGGCCAGGACCCUCCCGCCUUCCUGAAGCCAGAAGCGUUUACAGCUGAUGCGAAUCGAAGCAAGGGCGCAGGAAUCCUUGAUGUCUCCCAGGCGCAGGCGAAGGGUGAGCCACAGCAGCAUUACCCCGCUCUCAUGGAAGACAGAGCAGACGAGAGGCCGAUGGGGGCUGACGGCUCCGCCUUGUCAAGUGCGGAUCUGGAGGCGAAGCUGAGCAGAAGACUGGAGGGGAUGUUGAAAACUUCGAUGGACUCGUUCCUGGCCAAGAUUGAGAAGGAGAACAAGGAGAGGAAGGCGAAGGAGAGGGAUGAGAUGAAGAAAGCGAUCGAAACAGCAACCCAAAAGCUGGCGAGUCAGUUGGAGGAGAAGCUCUCCAAGAAUCUGACGGAAACUCUCACCAAGAACUUCCAGCGGGAGCUGGGAAGCUCGUUGAAGACGCAGCUGCCUGCGGCUCUAGACGUGCAAUCGCGCUCGCCACAGCACUUGGACUCCAUGAAGGCUAUCUUCGCCCAGGCGCUACAGCCGAUGUUGGACAAGGCCAUGAAGGUAACGGCUGACAAAACCGUCGCAGCGCUGAAGCCAGCGAUCCAAGAGAGCUUCCGAGCCUCGUUUCAGAGCAGCAUCAUCCCCGGGUUUGAGACUUCUUGCCAGCGGAUGUUCGAGCAGAUCAACAACACCUUCGAACGAGGCACUGCUGAGAGGAUGGAGGCAGAGAGGAAGCAGGUGGCGGCGGCGAAUCAGAUGCAGCAGCUUGAGUCUGCCAUCGACCGUCUGUCCAUCAAGCUCUCUGAGCUUGAAGCGAAGGCUGCUUCUGCUUCGCUUGGAUCUCUCCAGGCUCAACCCCGACAGCAGCAGCAGCAGCAGCAGCAAGAACAGCAGUCAGCCGCACAGCUCGCCGCCUCUCUGACAGAGAUGCUGCGCCAGGAGCAGUACGAGGAAGCAUUCUCCAAGGUUCUCUCCAUGUCGGAUCUGAAACUUGUCACGUGGCUCUGCCAGAGCUUGGAUCCUCGCCAUGUCUUUGCAAAGCGUCCUCGUGCUCUGAGUGGUCCAGUCGUCUUGUCGCUGGUCCAGCAGCUGGGGUUUGACAUGAAGACCGACGCCGCGCUCAAGGUCGCAUGGCUCAGAGAUGCCUGCGCGUCCCUCGACACUAAGGACCCCAAAAUUGGACAUCACGUGGUCAGCAUCCUGCGGGACUUGCAGCUGAAGUUCGCAGCGAUGGAGAGAGCGCCGGAGGAGCAUCCCAUCACCCACGACAACGACUUUCGUAUCCUCACACACAUCCUGCGAUCCAUUGUUGGAUGA